Molecule: messenger RNA, 1143 nt
Organism: Lodderomyces pseudojiufengensis
Lineage: Eukaryota; Fungi; Ascomycota; Pichiomycetes; Serinales; Debaryomycetaceae
Exons: 1
Coding region: 1-1143 (380 amino acids)
Biological process (GO): acyl-CoA metabolic process; fatty acid catabolic process
Cellular component (GO): peroxisomal matrix
Molecular function (GO): fatty acyl-CoA hydrolase activity
Source: RefSeq, a predicted model, not a curated record
AUGUUUCAACUAAGUGCCGGAGAGAAUCCCAUACCAGAUUUUGAAGAAGCCUUAAGAGUGAAGAAAGUUGAUGAAAAUAACUACAUUGGAGCUCAUGCGUUAAGAUUACCAGUUAUAGGAGGUAGAGGUGUAUAUGGAGGACAUAUGAUUGCACAAUCGUUAUUAGUAGGUAUAGAAUCAACUAAAAAUGAAGAAACAGGAGAGUAUUUUAUACCUGAUCUGUAUCAUUCACAUUUCAUUAAUGCAGGAAACUAUAGAAUUCCAAUGGAAUAUAGAGUAAUUAAAUUAUUUGAUGACGGCAUUAUCAGUAAAAGAGCUGUGCUAGCUCAUCAAAAGGGUAAGAAUAGAAUUAAUUGUAUUAUAACAUUAAGAAAACAAGGUACGAAAACUCAACAUAAUCAUGACGAGUCUGUGUCACCACCAAAUUUUAUAAUAAAACAUCCAAAUCCAGAUGAAUUACGUCAAACACAUCAUACUGAUUUUGUAAGAAAUGCAUAUGAUGACGAUUUUUUAGAUUAUAGAAGAACUCCAGAAGAAAAAAAAUUAAAAAUAUCUGAUAGAUGGAUAACAUUAUUUACAGGUUUAAAAAAUAUACCUGAACCAGGAACUAAACCUGAAUUAAGAACGGAGAAAUUUUUUGAUGCAAUGGAUCAACCUCAUUCAAUUGAUAAAUUAAUUUUAUUACCAAAAAAUUCACAAUCAAUGAAAAAUCAUAUGUUUAAUUAUGUUGGAUUAGCUGAUAUUUCAGAUUCUGCAUUUAUUACUACAUUAGCUAGAGUCUUACAUACUUCAUUUGCACCUGCUUUAGAAAAAGGUGAACCAUAUGAUGAACAAAGAGAUGCUACACAUAUUAUAAAUUCAACAUUAAAUGCAAUGCAUAUAUUUCAUUAUAAUGCAAUGUCAUUAGAUCAUCAUAUUUAUUUUCAUAAUAAUGAGUAUGAUCCAACGGAUGGGUCAGCAUUUGAUGUUUGUAAAGAUUGGUUAACUUUGACUUAUCAAAUGAAAAGAUUGAACAAUAGUCGAUUAUUAUGUCGUGGAUAUAUAUUCAAUGAGAAUCAAAAAUGUAUUGCAACUAUAGUACAAGAAGGUUUGACUAUUUUAUUUGAUGGAGUAGGGAGUAGCGUUGAUCAAGCACAUUUAUAA